Molecule: messenger RNA, 285 nt
Organism: Oppiella nova
Lineage: Eukaryota; Metazoa; Arthropoda; Arachnida; Sarcoptiformes; Oppiidae
Source: the annotation of a GenBank genome assembly
AUGAGUUUAAAUGUGAUGUCAAUAGUUGUGACCAAAGUUAUAGAAAUGAGUAAAAGUAAGUCGACUACCGGGCCAAAGGGCACACCAUUUACGUGUGCUUUCUGUUGGAAAGCGUUUGAUAACCGCAAGAAUAUGUAUGAAAUGAACCCUGAAAAGCGCAAACCAUUACGCAUAUGGUUAGGGAUGAUCAUAAUAUGCUUUAUGGUGGUGACCUGGUUCACUUUUGUGUUCGCAAUCGCCAAGAAGUAUGAGAAGCCGUCCGACUUUGAGUUCUUGACGGACUAG